This is a messenger RNA of Drosophila persimilis, 412 nucleotides long. RefSeq names its product thioredoxin-2 (gene Trx2). Bases 92 to 412 code for a protein of 106 amino acids. The transcript is spliced from 3 exons. Gene Ontology annotation, molecular function: protein-disulfide reductase activity. NCBI's taxonomy places the organism in Eukaryota, Metazoa, Arthropoda, Insecta, Diptera, Drosophilidae. The record is from RefSeq and is a predicted model, not a curated record.
UCCACUGCUGCUAAUUAAGUAACUUUUUGUACAUUUUCUACCGCCGGCUCCACCGCAACACAACACAACCUCCAACCUCCCGAGCUACAUAAUGGUUUACCAAGUGAAAGACAAGGCCGACCUCGAUGCCCAGCUGCAGCAGGCGGGAAGCAAGCUGGUGGUCCUGGACUUCUAUGCCACCUGGUGCGGCCCCUGCAAGAUGAUCGCCCCCAAGCUGGCGGAGCUGGCCACGCAGUACGCCGACAACAUUGUCAUCCUCAAGGUCGAUGUCGAUGAAUCCGAGGAUAUUGCCAUGGACUACAACAUCUGCAGCAUGCCCACGUUUGUGUUCAUCAAGAACACCAACAAGGUGGAGGAGUUCGCUGGGGCCAAUGCCCAGCGGCUGGAGGAUGUCAUCAAGGCCAACAUCUAG